AUGACAGGUCUGACCGAUAUCGGUCGAACCAGACCUAGUCAGAUCGAACCGGACCAGGGCGGCUUCCGCAGGGCAGCAGCUGGGACGCGAAUGGAGGAGAAGCUGGGCACUUCCGGCAAGUUCCCAAGACGGGAUACCCCCAUGGGGAACUCCUCGAGCAGGCAGGGGACACCAGAGUCAGGGAAUGGAAGUAGGGCAAGGAUCUGGGACCAUGCCAAGGCGUGA
This is a messenger RNA of Linum trigynum, 225 nucleotides long. NCBI's taxonomy places the organism in Eukaryota, Viridiplantae, Streptophyta, Magnoliopsida, Malpighiales, Linaceae. The record is from the annotation of a GenBank genome assembly.